AUGAUAGUUCCAAUGAAUAUUUUCCUUUCCUUGUCCGCUCCCUACCCCCUGUCCCUCCUCUCCUCUCUACAGGACCUGGGAUACGCGCAAUUGGCCCACGUGCCUCCUAUCAAUGGCCUCUACGGCAGCUUCAUUCCGCCAACCGUCUACGCCAUAUUCGGCACAUCCCGCCACAUGGCCAUAGCACCAGUCGCCAUCGUCUCUCUCCUCAUGGGAGAACUCCUCUCCACCCAUUACAACCCCGACUCCCAGCCCUCCCAAUACCUCCGCCUCGCCUUCACCUCCACCUUCUUCGCGGGGGUGUUUCAGCUGGCAAUGGGGCUGCUGCGGCUGGGGUUUGUGGUGGACCUGCUGUGCCAUCCGGUGGUUGUGGGGUUCAUGGGGGGAGCGGCGGUCACGAUUGGGCUGCAGCAGCUCAAGGGGCUGCUAGGGUAUGCGACUUUUACCACAAAAGGGAACGUGCAGUCGGUGUUGGGCUAUGUUUUCAGCAACACGUAUCUGUUCAACUGGCGUGCAUUUGUCAUCGGCAUGGCGGUGCUUCUCUUCCUCCUCUCGCUCCGCUUCCUCGCCCACCAUUUCAAGCCCCAUCCGAGGCUCGGCAAGCCGCUUUUCUACCUCAACUGCCUUGGCCCGAUCCUAGCAGUCACUGCCACUUCCCUCGCCGUCUACCUCCUGGGCGGCGGCAACAAACCCCCCUACAACAUCCCCACCGUCAAACCGCUGCCAGCUGGCAUCGCCUCGUUCGGCUCGCUGACUCAGCUCCAGCUGUCGGGCCCUGAUUGCGCGGCGGCCGCGUCCAUAGGGAUUGUCGCGGCGCUGAUUGCCCUAGCAGAAGCGACUGCGAUCGCGAGGAUGUUUGCGACAUUGGAGGGUUACGAGGUGGAUGGUAACCGCGAGAUGAUCGCCCUCGGCAUGGCCAACAUCGGAGGCUCCUUCUCCUCGACCUACGUGGUAACCGGGUCGUUUUCGCGGUCCGCUGUCAAUUACAAUUCCGGCGGAAAAACCGCGCUGACCAACGUGAUUAUGUCGGCGCUCGUUUUAGUCACGCUCGUUGCAGUCACGCCUGCAUUUCAAUACCUCCCUACAGCCACCCUCUCUUCGAUCAUCAUCGUUGCUGUCGCAGGAUUGGUGGAUUUUACAGCCAUGGCUGUUAUCCUUAGAACCGACAAACUAGAUUUUCUCAUCACUCUAGGAACCGCAUUGGGGAUUCUCUCUGUCUCCAUGGAAAUCGGGCUCCUUAUAGGCGUCCUCGUUUCAAUGCUGAAGUUCUUCGUACAGGUGGCACACCCUAAUCUGCCGACGCUGGGGCUUAUAAAGGGUAUGGGGGUGUACCGAAGUGUGGAGCAGUAUGGGGAUGCGGAGCAGGCGGAGGGGGUGUGGGUGAUGAGGGUGGAUGGACCGUUGCUCUUCCCCGGUGCGAGCUAUGUGCGGCAGCAGGUGUUGAGGGCGGUGGAGAGGAGUGAAAGCAGCAACGAGAAGCGAAUCACGCAUGUGGUGUUGGAUUGCACGUCAGUGACCGACAUCGACACAACAGCCAUCCAUGCCCUAGAAGACCUCCUUAGCAUGUUGCACCGCCACCAGGUGCAGCUGGUUCUCACCAACCCAGCCACUGUGCUGCUCCGAAAGCUUGCUCUCUCGGGGUUCAUGGACGAGUUGGGCGACGAGUGGCUGUUUCUCUCUAUUGCAGAAGCAGUGGCGUUUUGCCAAUCGGUUGCUAAGAGAGAAGGUGUGUAA
Molecule: messenger RNA, 1734 nt
Organism: Closterium sp. Yama58-4
Lineage: Eukaryota; Viridiplantae; Streptophyta; Zygnematophyceae; Desmidiales; Closteriaceae
Source: the annotation of a GenBank genome assembly